AUGUCGGGGGGGCGGCCGUUGCGGUUGCUGGGUCUGCACGGCUACCGGCAGAGCGAGCGUCGCUUCCGGCAGCGCACCGGCGCGCUGCGCAAGGCUCUGCGUGGCCGGGCAGAGCUGGUGGCGGUCAGCGCACCGCACCCCGUUCCCGGCGGCGGCGAGGACGGCGACGAGGACGACCCCCCCCGCGGCUGGUGGUUCUCUGGGCCCGGCACUUUUGAGGCGGGGGAGGUGGCGGCGGCGCCGGCGGGGCUGGAAGAGUCGUUGUCGGCCGUGGCGGCGGCGCUGGUGGAGCACGGACCCUUUGACGGGCUGCUGGGCUUCAGCCAGGGCGCGGCGCUGGCCGCCAUGGUGUGCGCCCUGAGGGCCCGCGGUGACCCCCGUUUCCCCGUGGCCUUCGCCAUCCUGGUGGCCGGCUUCGCCAGCCGCGCCCCGGCCCACGGCCAGUUCUACCGAGAGCCCAUUGCCCUGCCUACGCUGCACGUCGUGGGUGAUGCCGACACCGUCAUCGCUGCCACCCUGAGCAGGGAGCUGGCCCGGCACUUCGUGGAGCCUGUUGUCCUCACCCACCCUGGCGGGCAUUUCAUCCCUGUGGCUGCACCACAGAAGAAGGCCUACCUGGACUUCUUGGACCGCUUCCGCCCCGGACAGGGAUAGGCUGAGCCCCCGGGAGCUGGGGCGGUUUGAUAACAAUCUCUGUAAUAAAUGGGGCUCCAGUGAGCCACGUGCAGCCUGCCAUCUUGGUGAAACAUCACUGCGUUUCCGUGCCCUCCAGAAGGGCCAAAGAAUCCUCCUCAGCUCACUGUGCUGCUCUGCAGCAUUAACAUAGGGCCAGGUUAAAUGGUUCUUUGUUACCUCCCUUUGUUUUUUUCCCAACUUUGUUGUACACAUGAGUAUGUGGGUAUGACGAUGAGGGCUUUGAGGACAGGAGGGUGAGGCUGCCCUGUGUGUGAGGUGCUUUCAGAGCCUUGAAUAGCUGUUCAAAAUUGGGGUCCCUCAGCUCAGCCAAAGGAAACAUCUGUAGAGCACACAGCUCCUGCAGCUGUUAAACCCCAAAGGUUUGUGUUUGUUAAUAUCCCUGGUGAAAGCUAUUAAGCCAAGCAUCUAGCUGGUCUGGGUCUAGAAAAACCUCUCAUCCCUGGCAGUGCCAGGGCUGGUCUUCAUUUCAGGAACAAAAUGUCUGCUGGUUCAGCGUGCGUGUGUUGGGAGACUUUUGUA
Messenger RNA from Haliaeetus leucocephalus (bald eagle), 1215 nucleotides. It is a transcript of the gene OVCA2, whose product is annotated as ovarian tumor suppressor candidate 2. The transcript has a single exon. Gene Ontology annotation, biological process: response to retinoic acid. Bases 1 to 654 code for a protein of 217 amino acids. The record is from RefSeq and is a predicted model, not a curated record. NCBI's taxonomy places the organism in Eukaryota, Metazoa, Chordata, Aves, Accipitriformes, Accipitridae. Gene Ontology annotation, cellular component: cytoplasm; nucleus.